Messenger RNA from Durusdinium trenchii, 1416 nucleotides. The record is from the annotation of a GenBank genome assembly. Lineage: Eukaryota; Dinophyceae; Suessiales; Symbiodiniaceae.
AUGCACAAGGAGCACACCGUUGCAGAGUUUAUUGAGUUCUGCGUGAAUGGCCGCAACGACAAGUCUGGCACGUGGACCUCCAAGGGCGUUGGAAAGUACUUGGAGGGUGGCAAGGAAGCUGGUGGACAGUUGGUGGAUCAGCGCUUUUGCCCCCGCAUUGUGGAAGGUGAGUUGCGCUACAACCUCGUUGGUGAUUCCCUGAUUGGAGUCAUCCACAAGAAGCCCAAGGAGGGAGGAAUCUCGGCUGUGGGUGGAACCGGCUCCAUCUACACCUUUUAUGGACCUGAUGAGCCACUUUUCAAAAGCUUGACCGAGAAUUUCUUGCAAAAGGACCUGCCCCACGUCAUGCCCUCGCUUGACUUGGCCGAAGAACCUUUGCCACUUUGGUGGACUACUGACUUCAUCAACGCCUCACCACCAGGAACCAAGGCUGAGGAUGAGAAAUGGAUCGUCGGCGAGUUCAAUUGCUCCUGCGUUGGCAUUUCGCGCUGCUUGGCCGCCUACUGCAAGGAUGACACCCCCAACGCCAACUGGGAUGAUAUCUCUGCGGAGGACAAGGCUGAGGCGGUUCUGUUGGUGGUUGCAUUGAAGGAAUCCCAAGUGCCAUCCUGGAGAACCGCCUGUGUGGAGAUUGCUGCAGCCUUGAAGGAAUUGCCCGCAGACCAUCUUGCCAAGAUUAAGGAUGCAUGCAUGGAGAAGAAACCAUGCCCCGGCCCUGUCGAUUGCAGCUCCAUCACGGUGGUUGCCAAAGACUACAAGGGUAUGCUAGAUCAGCCUUCAGCUCCAAAGUUCAAGGGGGCUUUGGCUCAGAUCUAUGUCCGAAGCCAGCCUUACGGAGGUUCAGACAAGAGCAACAACGGCCAUCGUUACGAUUCCAUUCCCAUUGUGAAUGGAAUGAUCAACUCGGGAAUGAGCUGCCAAUUGAUUCAUUAUACUCAUGAAGAACAUGACAAGUUCUUCGAACUUUGCAAAAAUUUUGACUUCGUCAUUGUGAGGUGCAACCCCGGGCAGAUCAAAGCGGAUGGUGGAGACCAGCAAAAGUUCGAUGAUGGCAUGCGUGCCUUGAGAAAGGCGGGCAAACAGAUUUGGCCAUCCCCGGAUGUCAUGGAGAAGAUGGGUGCCAAGGAUGCUUUGUGCAAGGUGGCGACCAUGAACAUUGGUUUGGAGGACACUUUGGCAUACUACUCGCCCGAAGAGUUCGCCGCCGGCUUCAAGAAGACCAUGGCCUUCCAACCGCGUGUGAUCAAACAGAAUCGAGGCUCUUCUGGGGAAGGUAUUUGGAUCAUCAAACUCAAGGACGAAAAUUAUUGUAAAUCUUAUGGCGAGAGGUCCUGCGAGGAUGGUGAGAAACUCCUUCUCAUGGAGGCCAAUGACAAUCACGAGGAGGAGUGGAGUGGGUUUCUUUUGGAAUUUUAA